AUGUUGGCGCACCCUUCACCUGAUCUGAUUGCCUCCAAUGCCAGGACCCGGGCAAAUAAUUUGGCCUGCGUCGAGCUUUCCACGGGUUUGCGAUGGAGCUAUGGAGAGCUCGACACUGAUGUACAACGCGCAGUGACCAUUCUUCGCAGUGUCGAGGGCGUUCGAGCUGGCGACCGCGUGGCUGUUCUCGACCAGAACAGCGUAUAUCAGCUCAUCAUCCACCAGGCAUUGCUGAGAAUAGGAGCCAUUUUCGUGCCCGUCAACUGGCGACUCUCCUCACCCGAGAUCGCGCGCAUCCUGGAAGACUGCUCGCCAGUCCUCUUCUACAGCCGAGAUACGCACGUCCGAUGCCAGCAAGCCCGACAGCGAUGCAGAAGCUUCAGCUCCUUCACCAAAGCUCUCCAAGCUUCUCCGCCCGCACCCCCGAUACCAAUCUCGCCUGCUUUUUAUGACAAGACAGGCACCAUCCUCUACACCUCCGGCACUUCCGGCUCGCCAAAAGGGGUUAUGCUGACGCCGCGUUGUCUCCUGGCCACGGCGACAAACUAUGCCUACCUGGGCGAGGUCUCCACCGGCUGCGUCUUCCUCUGCGACUGCCCCAUGUACCACAUCAUCGGCCUGGUCGUGCAGGUCUGGGCGCCGCUCCUGCGCGGCGGGACGCUGCUCGUCAGCCCGGGGUUCGACGCCGCGCAGACCAACCGCCGCCUCGCGGACCAGGACCUGGGCGUCACGCACUACUUCUGCGUCCCGCAGAUGGCGACGAUGCUGCGGUACGCGGAAGGGUUCGCGCCGGAGAAGUGGACCGCCCUGAAGGCCCUGUUCACGGGGGGCGCGCCGAACCCGCCCGCGAACAUCCUGUGGUGGCUGGACAGGGGGGUCAAGAUGGUCGACGGGUACGGCAUGACCGAGGCCGCGACGACGGUCGGCAUGCCGCUCGACGGGGUCGUCAUCCGCGCCAAGGCCGGGUCGGCGGGGACGCUGGCGCCGCAGGCCCGGGUGCGCAUCGUGGACCUCCUCUCGGACGGCGGCGGCGCCGACGGCGGCUGUCGGGACGUGCCGGACGGCGAGGCCGGGGAGAUCCUCGUCCGGGGCCCGCACGUCACGCCGGGCUACUGGAAUCGGCCCGCGGAGACGGCCGCGGCCUUCACCGAGGACGGGUGGCUGCGGACCGGCGACAUCGCGCGGCGGGACGGGGACGGGUUCGUCUUUAUCCUCGACAGGCGGAAGGACAUGUACAUCAGGGGCGGUGAGAACGUGUACUCCGCCGAGGUCGAGGCGGUGCUGAUCGCGCACCCCGACGUCCAGGACGUGGCUGUCGUUGGCGUGCCUGAUGAGCAGUGGGGGGAGAGCGGCCGGGCGUAUGUCGUGCUCGAGCCGGGAGGGAGAAUCGAUGGCGAGGAGCUGCGGCUGUACUGCGAUGGGCAGAUUGCGCGGUACAAGAUACCCAAGGAGGUCAAGUUUGUCGAGGCGCUGCCCCGGACGCCGUCGGGCAAGGUCAUGAAGCACUUGCUCAGGGGCGGGAUGACCGGACGGCGGGUGCCAGUGAAUCGCCCCGGCAGGGGGUCUGCGAACGAACUGGCUGGUGGGACUGCCAAUGGCUGCGGAAUUCUGAAUGGUGUGUAG
Messenger RNA from Thyridium curvatum, 1623 nucleotides. RefSeq lists its product as uncharacterized. NCBI's taxonomy places the organism in Eukaryota, Fungi, Ascomycota, Sordariomycetes, Thyridiales, Thyridiaceae. The transcript has a single exon. Gene Ontology annotation, molecular function: medium-chain fatty acid-CoA ligase activity. Gene Ontology annotation, biological process: fatty acid metabolic process. The record is from RefSeq and is a predicted model, not a curated record. Bases 1 to 1623 code for a protein of 540 amino acids.